AUGGCAACCGUUCCUGAUCGUGGGUGGUGGGCUACACCUUGCUUGAUUCGCCUCAAUCUCUGUUUGAUCUCCCUGACCUUCCUCUCAUCGACCAAUGGAUAUGACAGCUCCCUCCUCAAUGGUCUUCAAUCACUCCCAGUAUGGAUGUCUUUCAUGGGCACUCCCGGAGGCACGUGGCUGGGGUUCAUCAACACCCUCUACUGGAUUGGAGCUGCUUCCACCGCUGCCCCUGCCGCGUGGUUUUCCAAUCGGUUUGGCCGCAAGACCGUCAUCUGGGCAGGUAUGGCCUUCUUAGCCACAGGUACGGCGUUGCAGACCGCCGCACCCUCGCGUGCCCUGUUCAUGGUUGGCCGAGUCCUGGCCGGGGCGAGUAUGGGGUUCAUGAACAACGCAGGGCCCGCCCUGAUUGCCGAGGUGGCUUAUCCUCGUCACCAGGGCAUCGCCACCGCCCUCUACAUGACAAGUUACUACUUUGGUAGCAUUGCAGCGGCCUGGAUCGUCUAUGGGACCCGCACCCUAGGCGAUUCCAACUGGGCGUGGCGCAUCCCAUCGCUCUGCCAGCUGCUGAUGCCCUGCAUAGCCCUCCCAGGCCUUCUCGUCAUCCCUGAGAGUCCACGGUGGAUGAUCGCGCAAGGCCGGGUCGACGAAGCGCGCCAAACUGUAACUAAAAUCUAUGCAGAUGGAGCCGAGGGCUUAGAGUGGGUGGAUGCAACCGUUGAGCACAUUCAGGCCAGCCUGAUGGCCGAAGAGGAGGAGGAAAGCUCAGCGGGCUACGCAGUGAUGCUGCGCACCCCCAGCAACCGCCACCGGCUGUUCAUCUCCCUCAGCCUGGGCUUCUUCGAUCAGUGGGUGGGCAACGGGCCACUUUCAUAUUACUUCACCCUCAUUCUCGGCACCUUGGGGGUCACCAACACCGGAGACCAGCUCCUGAUAUCCGCCUGCUUGCAGAUCUGGAAUCUAAUCUUCGCAGUCGGCGGCGCCGUUUCCGUGAACCGUCUGGGCCGGCGUCCGCUGUUCCUCACCUCUGCUGGCAUUAUGCUGGUCAGCUAUAUUUUGAUGACUGGGCUGUCGGGAGCAUUUGCCACGACGGGAAAUGCAAAGACAGGCAUGGCCUUUAUUCCAUUUGUGUUUAUCUACUUUGCUGGAUAUGAUAUUGCUCUAACCCCCCUGUUGACCUCUUACCCCUGCGAGAUUUGGCCCUUCCGCCUACGUUCCCGUGGCCUGUCGGUGACAUGGAUGUCCUGCAUCGUGGCCGUCAUCUUCAACACGUUCGUCAAUCCUAUCGCUCUGGACGCGAUUGGGUGGAAAUACUACAUUCUGUACGUGGUGUUGCUCGUGAUCUACGGGCUUGUCUUGUACUUCUUCUACCCGGAGACACGGGGCCGUACGCUCGAGGAAAUGGCGGCCGUGUUCGAUCGCACUGUAGUAGUCGCGGUGGACCCGGAGUCGGAUAUGAAGAAGGAUGAGAAGGAUGAGAAGGUGUGCUGUGAGAAAGCGUAA
Messenger RNA from Aspergillus costaricaensis CBS 115574, 1500 nucleotides. RefSeq names its product general substrate transporter. The transcript is spliced from 2 exons. Gene Ontology annotation, cellular component: membrane. The record is from RefSeq and is a predicted model, not a curated record. The coding region runs from base 1 to 1500 and encodes 499 amino acids. Gene Ontology annotation, molecular function: carbohydrate:proton symporter activity. NCBI's taxonomy places the organism in Eukaryota, Fungi, Ascomycota, Eurotiomycetes, Eurotiales, Aspergillaceae. Gene Ontology annotation, biological process: carbohydrate transport; transmembrane transport.